AUGGAAGGACUCUACUUCAACAUAGAGGGUGGGUACUUGGAAGGAGUGAUCCGUGGAUAUAGAAAUGGGCUUCUUACAUCUUCCCAGUAUGUUAAUUUGACACAGUGUGAUAAUUUGGAGGACCUCAAGUUGCAACUAUCGGCCACCGAAUACGGCAACUUCCUCUCGGACGUCUCAGGAAAGCUCUCGACGUCUGUUUUGGAGCAAAAGUUGAGCGAAGACCUGGUGAAACAAUUCCGUUAUUUGAGAGCACAGGCUUCAGAACCUCUUUCUAAGCUUAUGGACUACAUUACUUACGGCUAUAUGAUCGAUAAUGUGGCCCUAAUGAUCACAGGCACCAUCCACGAACGUGACCGGUCCGAGAUUCUCGAAAGAUGCCAUCCUUUGGGCUGGUUUGAUACGCUUCCGACCCUUUCUGUGGCCACAGAUAUCGAAUCUUUGUAUGAAACAGUUCUUGUCGACACACCUUUGGCCCCAUAUUUCCACAACUGCUUCUCGGUGGACGACCUAGAUGACACCAACAUUGAGAUCAUCCGGAACACGUUGUACAAGGCGUACUUGGAGGAUUUCUACGAGUUUUCCAAGACUCUUUCAAGCCCCUCCAAUGAGGUAAUGGAGCGUUUGCUCUCGUUUGAGGCUGAUAAAAGGGCCAUCAACAUCUGUGUCAACUCACUUGACACGGACUUGACCGUUGAGGAUAAGCUCAAGAUGCUUCCAGGGCUCGGAAAGUUGUCUGCACCUGCUUUUCAGCAUGAUUUGGCACAUGCAGACGACUUGGAGCAGAUAAAAAUGACUGUGACCUCCAUUCUCGAGUACCGCGACUUUUUUGAUGAAUCCAACGGCAAAACUCUCGAGGACCGGUUCUAUGAGUACGAGAUGUCGCUUUGUAAAAAUGCAUUCACUCAACAGUUCACCUAUUCCACAGUUUGGGCGUUUGUGAGAUCCAAGGAGCAGGAGAUUCGUAAUAUCACGUGGAUUGCCGAGUGCAUUGCCCAGAGCCAGAAGGAUCGGAUCAACAAUUACAUAGCUGUGUACUAA
Molecule: messenger RNA, 1038 nt
Organism: Brettanomyces bruxellensis
Lineage: Eukaryota; Fungi; Ascomycota; Pichiomycetes; Pichiales; Pichiaceae
Gene: VMA6
Product: H(+)-transporting V0 sector ATPase subunit d
Exons: 1
Coding region: 1-1038 (345 amino acids)
Biological process (GO): proton transmembrane transport; vacuolar transport; vacuolar acidification
Cellular component (GO): fungal-type vacuole membrane; proton-transporting V-type ATPase, V0 domain; vacuolar proton-transporting V-type ATPase complex
Molecular function (GO): proton-transporting ATPase activity, rotational mechanism
Source: RefSeq, a predicted model, not a curated record